AUGCCAGGCGAAGGGAGCCCAUACCAGCGGGCCAACCCUGUCGUCUCCUACCGCGCCGCCGACGGGCCUCGCCAGCUCUUCCUCCCCGCGAGCAAGUGGCUGCACGAUGCGGUCGGCGGCUGCCCCGCCGUCCGCUCGCUAGACCGACCGUCGCGCUACUGGCUCCGCGGGCAGGUGCCGUGGGCGGGCGCCGAGCCGCUGCGGGCAAUCGAGCCUGGCGUGCCGCCGGGCGAGCCACUCCAGCCGCUACCACCAAGCGAGCCGGUCGGGGAGGAGGACGCGAAGUAUCUGGGCCUCUUUACGGAGCGGUUCGCUACCAUGGCGGCGCAGUGCAGCGCCGCCUCGCUGCCCCAUCCUGUGGUGUGCUGCGGCCACCCCCGCUUCUGCGGCGUGCAGACCUGCCCCGGCACUGCUCCGGGCGUGCCGGGCGGGACCGACCUUCACGCCCGGCUCGACCGGCACUACUCCACGGCCCUGCGAGAGCGCGACUUCGAGCGCAACGCCACCGCCCUCCAGCCGCUGCUGCACGCGCGCCUCCGCCCUCGCCGCCCGGCGCUGCAGGAGUUGGCGGCGCGAAGCACUGGUCGGGUGCGGGGUGACACGGGCCAGCGCCACACCGGCCGGGCGGGCGUCAUGGGAAGCGGCGCGAGGCAAGGCAAGGAGGAAAGGGGGGAGAGAGGCGGCGAGAGGGAGCACCGCAGCAGCGGCUUGGCGCGCGGGUCGCGCCGCCAUACGGCUCGCCAGCGGCCCACGAGGACGAGAGAAGACUCGACGAGCGCGCCGCCGCCACGCAAGGGACUCUGCGCCGCCUUCGAGCCGCUCGCGGCGGAGCAGCAGCGGCCACAGACCGGGUUCCGCGGCUUCCACUACAUCGCGCCGCUGCGCGCGUGGCUGAUCGAGGUGCCAAAGUCGGGCUCGUCCACACUCGUCAAGCUGCUGCGCUUGCGCCAUGGCGCAGAUAGCCGAGGCGCACGCGCGCCGCGCCCGGGCGACGUGUCGUUUGCAGUGGUGCGGCAUCCGGCGUGCCGUGCCGUGAGCGCAUUCCGCGAGGCGUGGGCGAGAGCGGCGUGGCGCACCAACCGCAGUCGCUCGCCUUGCCCAUUCUCGGACUUCCCCUACUUGCUCGACAACCGCAGCAGCGCCGAGCAUCGGCUUCGCGUCGCCUUGCGCACGCUGCGGCGGCGCGGUUCAGCACUCGCUGGCCCCGCCUGCGGUUACGCCUACCACCACAUGUUGUCGCAAACCUUCUUCCUCUGGGGCAACCGCAGCGGCGCGCCAGGCGAUCCAGCACGUCUGCCGCCGGUGACGCGGCUGCUGCGGCUCGAGUCGCUCGAGCGCGACCUCUCCGCCUUUUGCGACGAGCGCGGCGCGGCGCCGUUUUGCCGCCAGGCGCUGCGCGCGGGCGUACCCCGUCUCAACGCGGCAGGGGUGGGCGUCGCUGCCUCCAACCCGUUGGGGGCGCUGCCACACGUCGUGCCCCGGGAGCUGUCGCAUGAUGUGCGCCGAGCCCUCGUAAAGACGUACGCGCGAGACUUUGCUUGUCUGAACUACUCGUACGCGCGAGUCAUUCACUUGCGACUUGGAGCACUCGUCGAGAGCAACUUGCGGGCCAUAACACGGGUCUCCGAGGGCGCGCUUGACGUCCUCAUCCUGCGUGGCCGCUCGACCUCGGACUCUCGCUUCAUGUUCCACGCUCUCCUCCUCGCUCUCCUGUUGCACGCCUCUGCCGGCGCCAAUAUCGGCUCAAAGAUCGGCUUCAGCGUUGACACCGAGGGUGCCGCGGCCGAGAUCCGAAGGCAGGUAGAGGCUUCGCGGGCGCCGGCGGCAGAGCCCGAGCUCGUUGUGCCACCGCCGGCAGACGGCGACGCGAUCGCUCCGCGACGCUCGCCACGCUUGGCACUCACCGCCGGCACGCCGCUUGUCGGCGGCGCGGCGCAGCGGCUGGAAGCGGUCGUCAAGCUCAAGCCAAAGUACGGGGCGCUCGAGCUGGCGCUGCCCGCCGGCCUUUGGUCCAAGGACGAGGAGGAGCUGGCCGCGGCAGAGCGGGCGCUGGAGGAGCGGACGGCGGCGUGCGGCGUCCUGCUCGACCUGCACGAGCGGCUCGGUCAGUCGCCGCCCCUCGGCUUCCGCGCCUGGCCCCUUGCCGACCUCGAGGCGCGCGCAGCCGAGCUGCGGGAGAAGAUGCCACAGCUGCGAAAGGUGGCGGCGCUCUCCGCGCAGAUCGGCCAGCCGCGGCUCGACAUGUCCAUCGCCGCGUGGUCCGCCGAGCCUCCGAUGGGGCUGAGCACGAUGUCGACUUCCGAGCUCCGAGAGGUGCUCGCCGCCCUCGAGGCGCCUGCCGCCAAGGCGCCCAAGCAAGGUGACCCGUGA
Molecule: messenger RNA, 2370 nt
Organism: Emiliania huxleyi CCMP1516
Lineage: Eukaryota; Haptophyta; Isochrysidales; Noelaerhabdaceae
Exons: 7
Coding region: 1-2370 (789 amino acids)
Source: RefSeq, a predicted model, not a curated record